Molecule: messenger RNA, 1119 nt
Organism: Trichechus manatus latirostris (Florida manatee)
Lineage: Eukaryota; Metazoa; Chordata; Mammalia; Sirenia; Trichechidae
Gene: HUS1
Product: HUS1 checkpoint clamp component
Exons: 7
Coding region: 6-785 (259 amino acids)
Biological process (GO): meiotic DNA integrity checkpoint signaling; mitotic intra-S DNA damage checkpoint signaling; telomere maintenance
Cellular component (GO): checkpoint clamp complex; nucleolus; site of double-strand break
Source: RefSeq, a predicted model, not a curated record
GUAACAUGAUCGCCAAGCUUGCCAAAACCUGCACCCUCCGCAUCAGCCCGGAUAAGCUGAACUUCAUCCUUUCCGAUAAGGUCACCAAUGGAGGGGUGGGCAUGUGGUGUGAACUGGAACAGGAGAAUUUCUUCAGUGACUUUCAAAUGGAAGGUAUCUCAGCAGAACACAAUGAAAUUUAUGUAGAGCUGACAUCAGAAAACUUAUCUCGAGCCUUGAAAACUGCCCAGAAUGCCAGAGCCUUGAAAAUGAAGCUGACUAAUAAGCACUUCCCCUGCCUUACAGUCUCUGUAGAUAUGUUAUCCGUCUCGAGCAGUAGUCGCGUUGUGACACAUGACAUCCCCAUAAAGGUUAUUCCUAGAAAACUGUGGAAGGAUUUACAAGAACCUACAGUCCCAGACUCUGAUGUUAGUAUUUACUUACCAGUGCUGAAGACUAUGAAGAGUGUUGUCGAAAAAAUGAAAAACAUCAGCAAUCACCUUAUUAUUGAAGCAAACCUAAAUGAAGAAUUGAACUUGAAAAUAGAAACUGAAUUAGUAUGUGUUACAACUCAUUUUAAAGAUCUUGGAAGGCCUCCAUUAGCCUCUGAAAGUUGUUCUCAAAGUAGAAACCCGGAACAAAUGGCUGAAGUGCGCAUAGAUAUUAAGAAGCUCCUACAGUUCCUUGCUGGACAACAAGUAAAUCCUACAAAGGCCAUAUGCAAUAUUGUGAAUCACAGGAUCGUUCAUUUUGAUUUGCUUCAUGAAGAUGUGUCUCUUCAGUAUUUCAUUCCAGCACUGUCGUAACACCACCUCUGCAGACUUGGGAAGCUCAGAGACCUUUGUCGUGAUGGGAGGAGGAGAUAGGUUCAUGUUUUCUAAGUCAUUUGUCUCUGUCCUCACAGUCGUACAAGUCAAACACACUUUACUUAUUUCCCCUUCUGUAAUGUUUUAACUAAAAAUUGAGUUAAUGAAACACAGCUGGAUAAAUGCAUUGUUUCAUAUUACUUCUUUGUUCUCAUGUCUGCUUUAUUUUGCUUUUAAGACAUUGAAAAAAAGAGCCGGAACUGAUUUAUCCAGACUUUAAAUAUUCGUUCUUAUUGGUGAUGUUGUGGAACUCUCAUGUAUUUAGACCUGGUGA